AUGAUGUUCAGUGGCACGAGGCGGGCUAAAAUCGUAAAGCACAAUUCUCCGGAAAAUACAACCAGAUACUCGAAACAGGAGACCUUAUCAGCCAGCGUGUGCCAAAGGAAGGAGUGGACGCUCUUUCUUGUUUUACAAUGUGGAUGGCAUAUCUGGGUUUUAAAAGCUACUGGAGACUCAAAUUCUGGAAUCAAAUGGUGCGAGAAACAAUUGAUACAUAAUUGCUUUGUAAACUGGAUAUGCAUAUGCGUGGAAACUAUUAUUAUUAGACGGAAUUUGAUCUCAAUCACAAAAGGACGACCAUUUUCAUAGUCACCCUAGCUUUGGUGAUCGGGAGCAAAUUCUCUUGCAUUAGGGACGAGUUUUGUACACUGGUUAUGCAUAUACAUGGAAAUUUUUGUUACUAGAAUUCAACAAUUUAAAAUGUAUGUGUGUAUAUGUGUCUCAGAGGAUACAGCAAAUUGACUUGUUUAAAUCACAUUUGUGUUUUUGUGUUAAACAAAAGACUUAUUUGUAAAAACAAAAGAGAAUAAAUAUGAAUUUCCAAGUAUCUAUUACAUAUGUACAAAUCGAGUUUUUUUUGGGUGAGUACCAAUCAUUCGCUGGAUUUAAUGUAUGUUGCUAAAAAUCAAUGCACAAAAAACAUGUAUUUUGCUGCUGUUAGGAAGAUGAAAACAGGGACAGAAAGGUUUUUCCAAGGUGGAGCUUUUUACUAAUAAAAUUGUAAAGUAACUUACUAAAAACAGAGACGUUUUUUUUAACAGCAAGAAAUGUAUUAAACGAAAAAGCCAGUGUGCCGAUGGACAAAGUACAAUGUUACAACUGGUGUAUACUAUGACACACAAGAAAGCAGAGUGAGAAUAUGCUAAGUAUGACAACCAUUCACACAGUUUAAUUAUAAAUACUACCAACAAGAGAACCAACAAGAGAACCAGCCUAGAGCUAGUGUAAGAUUCGAGUAUCAGUAGGGUCUUGCAAGAAUGCCAAACUCGAGAAUCUUCAGUCACCUUCGUUAAUUGGGUUUCGACUUUCGAGAAUGUUAAUGUGCUUCCAGAUCUAUUAACAGGGCAACGCACAGGUAUCCAGCAGUAUCAAUGGUGAACACCCACUGGAACCUUCCUUUUUGUGCAUAGGG
This is a messenger RNA of Lactuca virosa, 1135 nucleotides long. The record is from the annotation of a GenBank genome assembly. NCBI's taxonomy places the organism in Eukaryota, Viridiplantae, Streptophyta, Magnoliopsida, Asterales, Asteraceae.